Messenger RNA from Ictidomys tridecemlineatus (thirteen-lined ground squirrel), 7303 nucleotides. It is a transcript of the gene Kics2, whose product is annotated as KICSTOR subunit 2. Gene Ontology annotation, biological process: cellular response to glucose starvation; negative regulation of TORC1 signaling; cellular response to amino acid starvation. Gene Ontology annotation, cellular component: KICSTOR complex. NCBI's taxonomy places the organism in Eukaryota, Metazoa, Chordata, Mammalia, Rodentia, Sciuridae. The record is from RefSeq and is a predicted model, not a curated record.
GUCUAGCUCACUUCAGAACGCGGUCGGCUCCACGCAGCAGCGAAUUAGCUGCCUUCCAUAAUAGAAGGCCCGACCGGUCGGAAUUCCGCCGAAGCGCCGAAGGCGCUCAGGGGCGGUUUACCUUCCUCCUUUCCUUGGCUUUCACGUGCAUCCUCUCUGAGGUCCGGGAGCGACCUGGGCGGCGACGCGCUCUGCAACCCGCCGCUGGGGGCGGCCACGCUCACGCACGCUUGUGCGCAUGCUUGUUCCCUCAGAACCCGGAAGUGCGAGGGAGAGGACAGCCACGUGGGUCGAGCUGCAGUGCAGCUCGCAUGGGGGAGUCUAUCCCGCUGGCCGCCCCGGUCCCCGUGGAACAGGCGGUGCUGGAGACGUUCUUCUCUCACCUGGGUAUCUUCUCUUACGACAAGGCCAAGGACAAUGUGGAGAAGGAACGGGAGGCCAACAAGAGCGCGGGGGGCAGCUGGCUGUCGCUGUUGGCGGCCUUGGCGCACCUGGCCGCGGCCGAGAAGGUCUAUCACAGCCUCACCUACCUGGGGCAGAAACUAGGGGGCCAGUCUUUCUUCAGUCGGAAGGAUUCCAUCCGCACCAUCUAUACUUCCCUGCAUAAUGAGCUGAAGAAGGUGGUGACUGGCCGUGGGGCCCUAGGUGGGACUGCACCUCAUGUGGAAGAACUCCUGUCCCAUCUGUCAGAGCAGCUCUGCUUCUUCGUUCAGGCUCGGAUGGAGAUUGCAGACUUCUAUGAGAAGAUGUACACACUUAGCACACAGAAAUUCAUCAACGCUGAAGAGCUUGUUGGCCUUUUGGACACCAUCCUCAAGAAAUACAGCUCCAGGUUUCAUCACCCAAUCCUCAGCCCUUUGGAGAGCAGUUUCCAGCUGGAAGUCGAUGUUCUGAGUCAUCUCCUGAAGGCCCAGGCCCAGGUCUCAGAGUGGAAGUUCCUCCCAUCCCUGGUUAACUUGCACAGUGCUCACACUAAGCUUCAGACUUGGGGCCAGAUCUUUGAAAAGCAGCGGGAGACGAAGAAACAUCUGUUUGGAGGGCAGUCUCAGAAGGCUGUUCAGCCCCCACACCUUUUCCUUUGGUUGAUGAAACUCAAAAACAUGCUCCUGGCCAAGUUUAGUUUUUACUUUCAUGAGGCACUGAGCCGGCAAACGACAGCUUCAGAAAUGAAAGCAUUGACUGCAAAAGCUAACCCAGACCUGUUUGGAAAGAUUUGCAGCUUCAUCAGGAAGUAUGAUGCUGCCAACGUGUCCUUAAUUUUUGACAACCGAGGUUCAGAGAGCUUUCAGGGUCAUGGCUACCACCACCCCCAUUCCUACAGGGAGGCCCCUAAGGGUGUGGACCAGUAUCCAGCCGUGGUGUCUCUGCCCAGUGACAGGCCAGUCAUGCACUGGCCCAAUGUCAUCAUGAUCAUGACAGACCGGACAACAGACCUGAACAGCUUGGAGAAAGUGGUUCAUUUCUAUGAUGACAAAGUUCAGAGUACCUACUUCCUUACCCGCCCAGAACCUCACUUUACUAUUGUUGUCAUUUUUGAGUCAAAAAAAUCUGAACGAGACUCCCACUUUAUUUCCUUCCUCAAUGAGCUCUCACUUGCCCUUAAGAACCCCAAAGUUUUUGCAAGUCUGAAACCUGGAUCCAAAGGUUAGCCAGUGAUUUGUGUAAGAGAUUUUUAAGACUGGAAUUUGUGUUCUUAAUUGCUCUGAUGAUCUGCAGUGGUAUGUGGCAAGAAUUUACGUCCAUUCAUGCUUCUUUCAGAGCAGUAUUAAAGACAAAUCCUCCCUAAUCGUGUAGUACACUUUGUAAGCAAUUAAGGCCAGUUGAAUUAAGUAUCCAAAGAGUAAUCUGGGAAGUGAUCAUGGACUGCUGUGUAUCUCCACUGUUCAGCAAAGUAGUUCCAGUAUUUUCUCCUGUAUUUUUCCUCUAUUUUAUGUGGACUGGACAUUUUCUGUCAUUGCAAUUAAAGGUGAAUCAGAUUUGUAGCGUAAUGUCAGCUUUUAACAGUUCAGAUGAUCCUCAUGGCAACUCUAAUGGCAUUGGUUCUUUUGGAGUGAUCUAUAUGUCAAACUGCAUUUGUUUUGCCUUUUUAAAGUUUGAAGUUUUUAUUGUUUUAAAGUCAGUGUAAGCCAUCGUGAGGUUUCUUCUUCGUACUAUCUCUUUGACUAUUAUCACUUUUUUGCUGAAAUCUAUGUUCAUCUUUGGCUCUACUCCCUGGUUAUUUUUAGGCUCAGAAAGUAUCAGUUUUGGUUUUUCAACCACUUUAGCUUCUCAUACAAUGUGCCCUGCUUUUAUAAAAUCAAAAUGAAGGUCUUGAUGCCUUGCAUUUACUAAAAAUCAAUUGUGCUUUCAGAAGACCUCUUCAUAGUUGAGUAAUUAACUGAGUACUUAGCACAUCUGAACUUGGGUUUUAUGUCUGCCUCCUGCAAAUUAUGUUUAGUAGCAGUGCUACAUCUUAGCACUGUCGGCCUCCUCAUUUUCCUUCAGUAGGUGUUCAUGGAGAAGUCAGUGGAAUAGUAAAGGCAUAAUGGACUCUGAAAUCCUUCAUUUCCGUUACUGUUUCAGAGUAAAAAGGAACCAGAAAGAAUAACCAAGUUGUUACUACUUGGUAGUUCUUUCAAAGUUUGUGUAAAAUGUUACAGCCAGCUGAGUGCUGUUUCUCAUGAUUAUGCAGACCCACCGUUGCACUGUGUGUCCAAGGAGGACACACCAGUAACAUCAGCAGAGCCAGGGAGCCUCCAGUCAGUGGGAAGACUGCCCACCUAGUCUGGAUUUCCUGGUAGAAGAACACACCCGCCUACUUUCUGGAGAGAACAUGUGUUUUUCUUUAUUUCUCUCUCAUCAUAUGAUUUGUAAAAAGCCAGUUUGCUUUAAAUAGAAUGUAGUGAUUUAUCUCUGCAUUUUAUUCACUCAGGUUCUAUAAAAAUAUGAACAGAUUUUACAACAUUGACCUUACUUAAAAAAUUGAAAACAGUUGGAACUAAAGAGUCAAAUCAUUUUUCUUCUUUUUUUGUACUUUGCCAAGUAACUGAAAAAUAUUCCUUGGUGUUUGUAUAUUUUUUUCCUCUGGAUAAAACCACCAUGAGCCUUAAUGAUAGGGCUCCCCCAUGUACCUAAAAUAAUAUGUGCUUCAGUGGAACACAGAGGGGUGUAAAUAAAACAUAUGUGACACUUAAGCUGUCAAAUGCAUACAUAUUUGAAUUGUAUGUUUAUUUUUUAAACAAAAAAGAAUUUACAAGGAACAGAAGGCAGAUGUAAAUAUUAAAAUCUAAGACAAUUCAUGAAUCACUGCAGCUGUCAUAGACUGUACUGAGGGAUUCUGAAGAUUAAAUAUUGAUAUUCUAAUGAUUUCUUAAACCCUCCAAAAAAGUUUUCUUAUUAUAUUAAAAAACAUUUUGGUUCAAGUGAAGAGUCAUUUUUACUCUCAGGUUUAUCCUCUAACUACAGUAAGAAGAUGAUCUCUUAACACCUGUGUUUUUCUAAUUGGAAGAGUAAAUCUGCACAUUCCUUGCCGACUAUCUACUUUGAAAUUCAUUUCUAAAACCACAACCUUAUGAUUUUCUGGGUAGCUGGGAGCAUGGUCAGCACCAAGUCUGCCAAAGAAGUCCCUCAAGGAGUGUUUCUUUUGAGGGUUCUGUUUGGACAUAGGGUGAAUGUUUACAGCUUUGUCCUCUCAGGGCCAAUCUGUUAUCCAUACAUAAUUUUGGGUAGUGUGUGUGUGUGGGGGGGAAAGCCUACUUUUUUUUUUUUUUAAGAGAGGGAGAGAAUUUUUUUAAUAUUUAUUUUUUAGUUUUUGGUGGACACAACAUCUUUAUUUUAUUUUUAUGUGGUGCUGAGGAUCAAAACCAGCGCCCUGCGCAUGCCAGGUGAGCAUGCUACCGCUUGAGCCACAUCCCCAGUCCAAAGCCUAUUUCUUAACUGAGGAGCCAAUACGCUUUUUAUAAUUGCUUUCUACUUUUGGACAUAUUGGGAAAAUUUGCUUUCAAGAAAUAAUUGAUCCUUCACUGUACUCCCAGUGGAUUCAAUCAGGUGAUCUUUAAACCAUGUCCACCUUUUUGAUCUAGCAGCUGAUUUAUGAGUUGUAUUUCUUUGGCAAGUUAGCUUCUGAGUUCAAUUUCUCUUUCUGUAAAAUAGGAUAUGAAAACAUGGGUUGCCUUUUUCAAAGGAUAGAGUAAGACUGUCAUGAGAUCAUUCAUAUAAAAAAGACUUUGAAAACUAGUGUUCAAAAGCUGUAUAAAUAAAAGAUGAGCCCCUCUUCCCUUAAAUUUGACAUCUCUCCUUUUUUUUCUUUUUAAGUCUAUGACCAACCUAUGCUUACAUGUGAAAUUUGAAUAACAUUUAAAGAGCUAGUUUAGAAGAGGAGGCAGAUAAAUGCCUAACCAACACAUCCACUCUUCCUCUUUUGGAAUCUUUGUGGUUCUUUAUUCCCAAAUUUUUGUGGUUGGUUGAUAGCAUUGUUUCAGUUAUUCUCUAUUAACUCAUUUUUUAGGGGUCUGAUUGAUCAAUCAGUUCUUGAGAGAAGUGUGUUAAAGUCUUCAACUGUGGGCUGGGGUUGUGGCUCAGUGGUAGAGCACUUGCCUAGCAUGUGUGAGGUACUGGAUUUGAUCCUCAGCACCAUGUAAAAAUAAAGAAAGAUAUUGUGUCUAACUACAACUAAAAAAUUUAUUUAAAAAAAAUCUUGAACUGUGAUUAUGGAUGUGUGUCUUCUAGAUAGUUUAUAUCAGCUACAAUCUGGUUAUGUUCUAAUUACAUUUUUCCUUUUUUAUUAGCCAGAGUAUAUUUACAAAGAAAAAUUUCAUCUCCCAAUAUUUGGUUACCUUGAAGUACAAUUAUAUAGGAAUGGCUUGGUAAAUCUGAUUUUUCCUUUUGCCUUUUUUAAAAUAGUGAAUUAGUUCCUUAGCAUCUUCCAGAGAAGCUGUAGAAUUUUAAAAGAAACAUGAAUUUUUAAGGAUUUUUGCCUCUUAUGUUUAACCUCAAAUUUGAAGCAAAGCAGCCAUUUUCCCCUCUCACCUCAAGAUACUUCUGUGUAAAUAUUAUGACUUUCCCUUUUUUUUCUCCCGGUUCUGUCUUCAUUACUGUUGAGUAUUUUCCUCCACCUUUCCUCUUCCCUCUCUCCAUUUCCCUUUUCCCUUCCUUCCUCCCUUAGUUUCUGAUAUUGCCCUCACCAAUUCCACUCCACUCACCACCCCCACCCAUGUCUCAGGGAGCCAGAAUAUGCCCCAGUGGUCUCUGACCCACUUUGGGGAAGUAGCAUCUGGAAGUAUUCGUUUUGAUUGAUUUUACAACCAGGUCAUCUUUUUCAGUAAGUAAGAAUAUGUAUUGGGGUGUGUGUGUGUGUGUCAAUUUUGACACUAAUGGGGUGAACACAAUGAAGCCUAGCCACUUUGAGCACACAGGACCUUUAGCCAACUAAGCCAAGCAGUGCUGUUUGUGUCUAGCAGAUAAUUUGGCCUAAUAAAUAUUUCCAAGAGUAGUUUUCCUAUGUAAUGUUUUAUUAGGAUCAUUCUUAUUCUAUUUGUUUUAAUUAGUGUGUGAAAUCAUUAAAUUAGCCCCUGAUUUUUUUUUUCUUUAAGGAAAAAGUUAUUUUUCUCCUUUCUUAAUGAGAAAGAAGGAAUACCAUGUGACUCCCCAAGAAAGCCCUGUAGGUAGAGUUUAAUUUAGCAAUUCCCUCUCUACUUUUCUACCAGGUUCCUGUUACCAAUGCAAUUAUUUCAUGGCCUUUUGCCUGAAUUAUUCUAAGCAGCUUCUCCAGAGGAAAUGAGUCAGAAGAAAUAGGCUUGACGUGCACUUCUGCCUGUAGAGACUUUUCUUGGUAUCACAUAAAUCCAUAAGGCUUAAUUAAUGCAAGUAUUUUGACUGUUUGCAUAUUUUUUCAGUCUGCUUUUGAUGACAAGGUCUGUUUUGGGGGUACUUUACAUAUAAAACCAUAUGGUAUGUGUAAGAUAUCAGGUUAGAAGAUGGAGAGACAAAUGGGCUCCUUUUCCUGUAGCUCUCUAACAUCCAGGCCUGGAGGUGGUACUCUUAGCCCUGGUAUAACUCAGGGAGGGUUCUCGGGAGCAACUGUAUGGGAGUACAUUCUGAGAGGGGUGCUUAGCACGCAGUAGCAGCAGCAGAAGAAUGUAGGAUGGCAUCUGCUGUUGACCUAGGAGAGGAAAAUAGUUGAAGGUUUUUGCUAACUUUGUCCAUAAGGUGAAUUCUGCUUUUGCCAGUCUGGAAACAACAGAGAAAUUCUGGAAUGCAGUUAAAUUAGAAAAUCUGAUAAGUGGUGUGAUCUGAGACUUACAGUGACUCAGCUGGUUGACAUUCUAGGUUUUAGGCCUAGGCUCAUUUCUUUUUUGAACAGACAUGGCAGUACAGGACACUCCUUUCCCCCAGGGUCAUCUUGGUCUUAGUUACUCCAGGGUAGGUCAGUGUUGGAGCUGCUCUCCUGACCACCGCCCCCAGCAGAAGACGACAGGAUAUGAAACGACUCCUUCCUAGUGUUCAGCAUUCAUUCAUUUAACAACUAUUAAAAAUUGACUAUGUGAAGGGUGGUGAUAAAAGUUAACGAAGACCAAUGUGAUUCUUUGCUUGGUUGGUGCUUGUAGUUAAGCAGUCUGGCUCCAACCACCCAGGUAGCCACGAGUGUCGAGGGCUGUAACCAGUGAAAUGCUGAAUAGCUUUUAUUUUAUUAUUUUUUAAAUUUUUAUUUGUUCCUUUUAGUUAUGCAUGACAGUAGAAUCUAUUUUGAUAUAUUUAUACAAACAUAAAAUAUAUCUUAUUCUAAUUAGGAUGUAUGUGAUGUUGAGAUUCACUGUGGUGUAUUCAUAUAUGUACAUAAGAAAGUGAUAGUCGAUUCAUUCCACUGCCUUUCCUAUUCCUAUCUUCCCUCCCUUUCCUUGAUUCCCCUGUGUCUAAACCACAGAACUUCUAUUCUCCUCAUAUUACUCAGUUAUAAAGAAGAAUGACUUUGUGACAUUUGCAGGUAAAUGUAUGGAUUUGGAGACUAUCAUGCUAAGUGAAAUAAAUCAAUCCCAGAAAAACAAAGGUUGAAUGUGCUCUCUGAUGUUUAAAUGAUAACCCACUGAAUAGUCUUUAAAUUUGUGGCACUUGUAUACCUUCCUAUGGAAAAAAAAACCCUAAAAUUAUUAUUUUGUUUAGGGAAUGGGGUAUGGUAUGUCUCAAUGGUAGAUUGCAUGCAUGAAACCCUGUGUUCAAUCUUUAGCAGUGUCAAAAAACUGAAAUCAUUUUGUUUCGCCCCAAAGAUGGGUCUUAUUAUAUACUGCAAUUAUUGACAUUAAAAUAAAAUGUUAAUUGCCCUUCUAAA